This is a messenger RNA of Ruditapes philippinarum (Manila clam), 10946 nucleotides long. Its product is annotated as protein Smaug homolog 1-like. Gene Ontology annotation, biological process: regulation of mRNA stability; nuclear-transcribed mRNA poly(A) tail shortening; negative regulation of translation. Gene Ontology annotation, cellular component: P-body. Bases 508 to 2703 code for a protein of 731 amino acids. Lineage: Eukaryota; Metazoa; Mollusca; Bivalvia; Venerida; Veneridae. The record is from RefSeq and is a predicted model, not a curated record. The transcript has 13 exons. Gene Ontology annotation, molecular function: mRNA binding; translation repressor activity; protein binding.
AACUGUGUUUUAUUUAUAUUGACACAAGAAGUGUGUUUUAGUGCCUUAGUAUAUAUAACAUAGCAGCGUGUUAUAUUGAUUAAGGUUGAAUCAUGUCUCUAUGUAAAACUGUAUACACACUGUACUGUAUCUGUUGCUAAAUGUUUUUCAUUCAUACUUGACUCACUCAAGCUGAACUACCAUGGAGAUAACAGAAAAAUGUAGCUGAUUAUCUGUCCUACACAAAAAUUGUAAACAUUAUAGCUUGUAUUUCAUAGCCAAGUUAAAACAAAACAAGGAUUAUAUUUCAGUUUAUAGUUAAAAGAGUCAGUUAAUAAAAGUAGAGUUUUAAUGGAGUAAAUAGCUGUAGAGUACAGAAAGUCAUGUUAACCAAAGACGAGUCAUGAAAUGCAGAUAAAAAAUACCUUCAACCUUGCUGUAAUCCUAUUAUAAACAAGUGAGACAAAAUGAAAAAGUAGUUGGGAAGAGUUUCAUUACAAUGACAUUAGAGGUACAGACAAAAAGACUAUGAAGAUGAAAUCGAACAAUAUGUUUCGAGAUCAGGUGAACUCUGUAACAACAUGGUUUGGGAGUUGGAGCACUUGUGAACAGACUGUAGUUCUGUACUCACUACUCAAAUUGAUACCACCACGUCAUUGUCGGUUUUUAGUGCAGAUGUUACAGCAGAGAAUAACUGAUGACAAAGAUGUAGAAAUACAAGAAGAUGAAGCAAAUGAUCCAGGAUACAUUUGCAAUCUUCAACAAGAACCAAAGGAAAAGGCAAUUCAGGAACUACUGAUACACCUUCCAUUACUUCACUCGGGAAACGCUCAAGCCAAAAACGAGUACCUUAACCUUAUUCCCCAUAUCCUUUCUCAUUCCAUUGAAAAUGGCGUCUUUAUUGAAGAAAGUCGUCAACUAUUGUCUUAUUCUCUCAUACAUCCUGCCAUUACCUGUGAGGAAAGGUCAAAGUUCAACAUGUGGCUGGGCCACCUGGACGAACGGUUUAGUAAUAGUCAGUUUCAUUCACCUUCACAACAGACUCAAGGUCAACCUGAUGACAUUCAAGGUCAGGUGCCUUUUUCACAUCAGCCUGAGAGCGGGAACUCGUUACGGACAAAUGUGACUCUUACAAAGACAAAUUCUAUAGGAAAUGCACAAAUAAAUGGCUGGAAUAGCAGUGUAUUUCAGUCUAGUGAAUCACUAAAUUUAAAUGGCCUUGAUGGACAUGGUCAGACUGGAAGUCAUCUUAAUAUCCAUGGUAACGGAAGACAUCAAGCUGGUCAACACUUACAAACAAGUGUAAGCGGUAUAUCUGGUCAUAUGCCACUACAGGCCACCCUGUCUGCCCCACCUAACUUCAAUACCAUCAUGCCACCAACCUCACUUACAUCAGUUAGUCAACAAAACCAGGCCGUCCCAGCCCAGCCAGCAACUCAUCAUGCACCUUUACGACGAAUGCACUCAUGUGCCCCACCUAACAGCCUGCCUAUAAACAAUUCCUCUGUCUCAGAAUGGCUGAAAUCUAACGAUGCCCAUUUAAUGCACGGUCCUGGUAGACCAGGAUCUGUUUUGUCCGACCACGCACCACUGUCUCCACAGAGUAGUACAGCAUCAUCCGGUAGUGGUAGUGAUGAACAUAGGGAAGACGGUCCUCACCCGGUCAGAAAUACAUUCAUGGAGGAGGGCAGCGGCAUGAGAGAUGUUCCUCUUUGGUUGAAGAGCCUAAGAUUACACAAGUAUGCCUACCUGUUCCAGCAAAUGACAUAUGAGGAAAUGAUGAGUAUCAAUGAAGACUGGUUAACACAUCAGAAUGUAACCAAGGGUGCCAGAAACAAGAUUGUUCUCAGUAUUAAAAAACUUCAGGAACGACAAGAUGUACUCCGCAAUCUAGAACGGGAUAUAACAGAGGCUGGUUCUAUCAAGAGUUGUAUCACUGAGAUGAGGUUAAUGCUCAACACUCCACUUAAAGCGUUCCACAAGGUAGACACAGAUACCCCCGCUUCCCUCAACUCUCCGGGCUCCGCUGGUGAUGCUGACAAUACCAUACAGGAGGGAGAUAUUCCUGGCCAGUUCACUAGACUUAUGACUAAAGUGUUCACACAGUUAAUGUUGACAAGCCCCUAUGAUGAUGAGGGACUCAACAUGUACCUACAACUCAUUGAUAAAUGCAUUAAUCAUGAGGCUUUCUCACAGAAACAGAAGAGGUUAUUAGACUCAUUUAAACAACAGGCAAGGAAGAUCUGGCAACCAGCACCUGUUAAAUACAGUUAUGACAAAAAACCUAGACCAAAUUGGGGUAAUACAUUUCCUAUGGGUAAUACAUUUAAUAGUCGUCCUAUACAGAGAAUGGGUGUAAAAACUUCACCCAAACCGCCUGUACAGCAGCAGCAGCAGGGUGGUAUGCAGUGGAGUUUUGGAGCUAAGCGGUCUCUAGUAGGUGGUACAAACAGUACAGGGCAUUUACAGUUACAGAGAAACAACUCUCAUAAUACAGCUGUCUUCUCACGUCCAGGAAUUGUAGAGCAAACAAUAAAGCAACCAGUGACGCGUACACAGUCUGCCCCGUUACGUUCCCACGGUGCACUGUACGGUGGUAUACCUAUGACGGAGUCACAGGCAACAGACACCGAGAUCAAUGCAAGACUAGAUUCUCUCUGUAGAAGUGUCACAGAAUGUGCUUUGGCUGGAUCAGAUGGCAAUGAGCGGGGCUCGGCCUACUGACCAGCAAAAACUGUUGUUUUAUAUGAUAAAUCUUAUAAAUGAACACUAAAAGUGCUUUAUAUAUGAAUCAAUGAGUGAUAAAAUAUAUGCUGUAAAUAUUGCGAGGAGAAAUCCAACAUGUUUAAACAUUGUCUAACAAUGAGAUACAGAAACAGAUCCUGUGUUGAUGUGUGGAGGAGAAAAUCAAGUCUUCUUCAGCUGUUUACAAUAAAAUGUUCGUUCAAUGAAUUUUAGAAGUGAAAAUGUUAAUCUGUGAAACAGAGGUAACCUCGACAAAUUUUUCUGUAGAUUGUUUAUUAUCAGGAGUAUUGAAAUACAGUACUUACAGUACUAAUAAAAUGAAAUAGGGUAAUGUAAAAGUUAAAAUGAUUAUCUGGUAAUUAAACACCUUCUGAGAAGGACAUAAUUAUUUUUGAUAUGUUUCAUCAAUUAACUUUUCCUUUUCUUAUAAGAAAACUAAAGACAACUUGUUUAUAAAGUCAUUUUAGAAUAUGCAGUUGUUUUUCUGUGGCAAGAUUCAAUUUUUGUUGCCAGAUUUUUGAAUGGAGUAAGAUUCAUGUAUGAAUUUUUUAUGAACAGUAAUUUCUGGUAAGUUUAUAAAGAAUACAGGUUAAAACAUCAUCAACAUUAUGUAAAAUUACACUGACAUUUUCUAUGUCUUGUUUAUACUUAACACCACUAAUUGGUUAUAGUGCUACAAGUUUGUAUUUGUUUUUUAAUUAAAAUAUAAACUGGCGUGGUGAACAAACUUUUUGUAGAUUUACUCUAUGACAGUGCUCAAUACAUUUUGCCACAUUGUGUGUCUUUUUAAUUUUUUUUAAAUAAUUAAACUCUGCACUUGUGAUUUUUAUCUGUGUUUGAUUAGAAAGCUAUGAUGUGUAUUUUGUCAAUAUUUCACAGAUCACAAUGUUCCACUUUCAUUGAAAGUAUCAGUUUUUAAGGUGCUUUUAUGUUUCUAAAUCAGAAGUUAGCUCUGUAUAUUUCAAAGUGAAAAUAAAUUACAAUAAUGUGAUUAACUACUGAUAUGAUAUUGUCAAGGUGAUUGAUGUUUUCAGUAGAAUACUGUUCAAGGGAGUUAACAAACAUUUUAUAUAAUCUAUACCCGGAUCUAAAUAUUUAAAGGAAAGCUAAAUAAUCUGUGGCAAAUAUUAGAUGUUCCAAAAAGAAACUAAAAUUUUGUUUUUUAUUUUGUUGUAGCUUGGCAUUUUUGUAUAAAUAUUUAAGUGUUAAAUUUUUGUUGUUGAUUAUUCUAAACAAUCAGUUAAUCUGAUAAGAAUUUAAUUUUUCUUUUUAAAGGAGCUCCACUGCGGUCCAAUAUCCUAAACACAUGAACUUUAAAUUUCUUACAUUUAUCAACUGAGGCACUUGAAACAGAAAGAUUUGUGAAUGAUAAUUAAAACAUAUACUCAGAAUUAAAUCGCAGAUUGUAUUUUUGUGUUUUUCUUAGCCUGAUUUAAGUGAAAAGCGUUGCAAUGCUUUUCAGUUUUGGUUAAUUUCACAAUUAGAAAAAAUACAUUUGAAAAACAGAGAGAGUGAAAGAUCUGAAAUUUUGCACACAAGUUUUUGGUCUAGACCUACAUCAAAUGGAAUAUUAAUGUUGAAAAAUCAUUUCUGGUCCUGUCAUGUCAAAAAAAAAAAAAAAACCCAGUGGAGCCUGUUUAACGAAGGAGUGACUUUAACAUGACAUUCAAAACUUGUAAGUGUAGGUCUGGUGGUUAUAAUAUAUUUGAGUUUUGAUAAUGUAACAUAGGAAAAUGUUAGGGUAGACUUAUUUAUGUCAUAUAUGUGGUGACAAGAUGUUAAAUGUACCUAUUUAUUUUAAAAAAUCAUGAUGCAAUCUCAAUACAAAUCUAUUCAGAUGUUUUUUCUUCUUUAUUUUAACAUCAUAGUCUGGCACUUUUGAUAUCCUAAAAGAUUAAUGUAUGGUAAAUUAACAUUUAAUCAUGUGUCAUAUUCUGAAAGACUAGUACUUAAAUUCAAUAAAAAAUUGUCUUCUUACAAUAUUUUCAACAAGGCAAAAAAGUAUAAUCAUGGGUAAAACAAAACAAGUCAUAUUGCCUUGUUAAUUUGCUUUUGAAGUAAUUUCUUUGUUUGUAGGUUCUUUGAAAUAGAGAAAACUUUAUUGAUGUAAACUGAUAGGUAGAUAAUUAACUAAUGAAAACAUCUUGCUCAUCAUCAACUUUGAUAAUUAUAUAAAAUAAUACUUUACACCAAUCAGUAUGCAGUAAAAAAAUGAUUUGUUUAUAAUCAGGUCUCACCUUAUAGUGUUCAGUGUGGGAUAGAUUUAAGUUUGUCAACCAUUUUGUAACUAGUCUGUGUUCAUCUAAUCAGACUAUUCUUGGUUGUCAGCAAUCUAUUGGUAUAUAAGCUGAUAGGUAAAGCAAGAUAAAAAAACAACAACCUACCAACACUAUAACUGUAUACUCUAACUAUGAUAUUACAACAUUACUGAUCAUUAUUUUAUACUUAUCAAUGAAAUACAAGUAUUUGUUGGUGAGUUAUGAUAUAUAUCACAUCAAAUUGGUUCAACUUUCAUGUUUUUAUUGAUUCUCAAAGGCUAGAAGUUUGUGCGUAUACCUAAAUGUUCAUAUUUCAAUGAGAUAUAAUCCAAAUUUAUUGAAUACAAACAAAUAUCCUCUCUUUAUAAAAAAAAACAAUGAUUGCGUUACCAAUAUUUUUUUUGAUCUCAAAAAUUAAUUUAUACCUAUAAGGUGUAACAUGAUAUUCUUUUCUGUAUUAUUUGACUUUUAGUUUAGAAAAAAUCUUGAAUGCUUUCUAAGACAGGUUAUCUGCCAGUUUUCUUAUUUAAAGAUUUGCUAUAAAAUGGUUGUCUGUAAGUGCCUUAUCAUCUGUUGUAAUAAAUGGAAUACUUCAACAUUGUAUAUUCACAAACUUUUAUAGAUGUUAUAACAGGCUUGUACUAAUGUCCAAAAAAAUGACCCAGUUUAUUUAGUUCAAUCACGCAACUAACACUUAUUUUAACUAAACAGAAAUUAAGUUAUUUACAAGUUAUUAUGAUGAUGAUGAUGUAUUGGCUAGUGGCUAGAUAUCAAAAAUUAAGACAAUUAAAUUAUUUUUACCUUUUGCUUUUGAAUUCUGUUUUAUAAACUGUAAUUUCAGCAAAUUUUUGCUAAUAUAUAAAAGAUAAGUUUCUGUUAUAACAAAGUAUUAAGUUGAUAGCUGACAAGGGGCCGGUGUAAAGUCAAUGACAGGUUUGCUUAUUUUAAUUUUAGUUCAAUAUGAAAAAAAUAACUAAAGUUUUCAUGAUGGAUUUCCUUGCAGAUAUUAAAAAGUUAAAUACACAACACAAAUGUUGAGGUUUGAGAUUAAAAACAAUGAGCUUUAGGAACUACAAUUUAAUAAUUGUUUAAAGGGAAGCAACUUCAGCAAAUACAGUUUAACAAUAAUAAAAGGGAAACAUUUUUUAGGAAAUAUAGUUUAAAAAUUCAUAAAAGGGAAACAACUUUUGGAAAUACAGCUUAACAAUUCAUUUAAGGAAAAUAUUUUAAAGAAAUAUAGCUUAACAAUUAAUAAAAGGGAAGGAAAUUUAGUUUAACAAUUUAAAAAAGGGAGACAAAUGUAUUACUAAUUGCUGAGAGUAUGACAAAUUUUAAUGUUUUAGUGAACAAUUAAUUAUGUUAGAUAUAGAUAAAAAAAACAACUGUAUAGUGGUUAAUUUUUGUAAGUUAUCAUAAGGUGCCAUACUUACAACAUCAUCUUGUUUUAUAUGUUUGCUUUAACGUUCUUCACUUAUAUAAAAGUAUUAUUGAAAUCAGGUGCUUUCUAGUUUUUUUUAUACAUUUAGUUGCUAUAGUAAAUCAUCCCAUCAUUUACUUGAAUUCAGAUACCAUAUAUUGAUUAAGUUGCAGUGUUCUCAUUUAUUUUUUUUAUUAAGAUCUCUAGAUUAUUAAAGGACAAUAGAUUGUAUAUUUCUGUUAUUUUGUAGUGUUUAAUGUGCAUGGCAUGGUUUUACACUUGACUGCAUGACUCAUCAGAUUUGAAAUUUAAGAAAUUAAGAUUGACAAAAGAAUAUUUUUGUUUUGGCUGUAUAAGGUUAGAAAACUCUAAUAGAAAUACAGAAAUCAUAAACAUAUACAGGAUUACCUUAAUUGCUGAAGGUUGCCAUGGUUACACAACAAACAGUGAAAGAAUUGAUAAUUCAUGUAAGAAUUAUAUUAUAAAUGAUUAUAUUAUCCACCUUCACCUAGUAUCCCAAAGUUUGAUAUUUUUGUAUUUGUGUAAAUAUAUGAAUACUGCAGGUACAGUUGUUAAGGUAACUGUACAGUGUAUAUAUGUUUAUUACACAGUUGUUAAGGUAACUGUACAGUGUAUAUAUGUUUAUUACACAGUUGUUAAGGUAACUGUACAGUGUAUAUAUGUUUAUUACACAGUUUGUAUGCUUCCAUUUAUUUUAAUGUAUUAGCCUUUACCAUGCCUAGAGGGACACCUGAGGUCUUCCUCCAGUAAAGCUGGAAUGUCGCGAUACAACCUAUACUGUUUCGAUGUGACGGAAAACCCGAAACAAACAAAUUUACCAUGCCAGCUGUAUAAAUAAAUAUAGCCAUGUGAAUUGAACACAUCAAGAUCAAUCUGCGCAUCCCAGCCGUCUGUACAUGGUCUGAACUGGUGGCUAUUUAGUCAAUAUACAUUAUAAGAUUUACUCUAAAAAUAGUUAAAUGGUUUUGUCCAGAUUGAAAGAUGGGACAAAUCUGUUUUAAGAUAUUUGGUGUGGUAAGAGUUAUUACAGUAUACUGAUGUGAAUGUUUGUUAUUACUGACAGUAGUAUGUCAUACAUACUACAAUACAAUGUUUCAUGCUGUAGAUUUUAUUGUUCAUUCUUUAAUUUCUUUAAAACUUUUAUUUGUUUUUCCCAUAGUCAAAAGUAAAAGUACUAUCUCCACAUACACAUUUUAUGUAUGCUUUUUUUAUUUAGAUGCUUGUGUAUGCCAAAAUUUAAGCAAACAGUAAGUUCAUUUUGCUUUGAAUGCAGUAGACAGUAAUCAUGUGUAUAUGUAUAAAUUAUUGCAGUAUAAUAUAGCAGAAUCUUGCACAUCAUAUAAAAUAUCCUCAUCAUUAACCACAUCAUAUAUACAACAAGGAGGAAUACAUCAUUGUUUUUACAUCAUGGUCUCAGAGAGGCUGUAUUUAUUAUAUAAAUCAUGUGUUAACAUUUGCAAAAUUAUUAUUAUAUCUUAUUUAUUGGUUGGAUAUGUUCAUACCAAAGUGCAUACUAUUUAAUUUACAGUUUAAUUUUGUUUUCUUUUCUUUUUAUAUUCUUAAUUUGUAUGAUUAUUACAGUGUGAAAGUUGUGUGAUAUGUAUGUAUGUUUUGAAAGAAGUUCGUGAAAUUCAGAAUAAUGAUAAGUUGACCUUUAACUUUUCCUUGAAAUAAACACCAAAAAUACAGAUUUUAAUUUAAUUUUAAGAUGAGAAGUUCUUUAGUACUUGAAAUUUUAAACUUUUUCAUUUAAAGUAGAAGUAAUAAUGUGAAACUGUAAUAGGAAGAGAGGGUAUUUAAAGGAUAGGUAUUUUAGUGUCCUGGAGUCAUUGCCUUGACUUUGAUGUGAAAGGGUAGUUACUCUGUUGUUAGUGAAGCAAUGAUCCUGACAUUCUCUCCCCUUCUUAAUGUUUUAUAUACUAUAUGUGUACAGUUGUUAAUUUGUUCUCCUGUUAGAUCCUCCCAUUAUCCUCUCUUUGACAGGGAGAUUUCUUAAUGUCUAAGAUUCUGUUAUAUUGUAUUCUGUAGAUAGAAAUGUUUGUUGACAUGAUUUUCAACAUUAGUUAAUUACCACUAUGUAAGUUAGAUUAUAUCAAGGUGAUAUUUGCUACGUAUAUGUGUAAAGAAAAUAUAUAAGUAUUAUACUUACAGCAAAAACUAGCACGUACAUGUAGAUAAAAAAUAUUACCACAAAAACAAACUAUAUAUAGUCUAAUAUACUGAAGUUAUAUAAUGUAUGUUUGAAUGUUUAGUAUUGACAGUUGAUACAAGACUGUUACUUGAAAAUAAGUUAAGCAUUUUGUAUAUUAUGUUUCAAUUUGUGUGAUCUCCUUAUCAAGAUUUUAUUAAUCUUGAAAUUAUGUGAAGAAUGUCUUGAUUGUUCUUCAAAAGUUGAUAGAAAUGUGAAUUUUUAUUAAUUUCUAGUUCUUUUAUUCUCAAGUUUUUCAGUUCACAUUUUUAAAUAGUAUAUUGCUACUCACAUUUUCAAAGAUAAUUUUGUAUUUUUGUAAUGAAAGACAUUUGAUAAUGAAUACUCUGAGAGAGAACGCAUUGUUUCUGUUGGACAGAAAGUUGUAAGAAUUGAAGACUUGUGUUUGCAUACACAGGAAUUUUAGAUUUGUAUUCAAAUGUGUUUUCUCGUAAAGAAACUGCCUUCAGUAAAUGUAUGUAUGUAAGUUGGUUAAGCAGUGUUUUAUACCAGGGUAUUGUUGUAUAUACACAGAGUGACAGACGUAAAUUGUAUCCAACUUGUUGAACAGGUUUUUACAUUAACAUAAAAAUUAAGCAUGAUAGAAAAAUUUUUGUGUGACACAGCUCAUUUGAUAAUGUGUUUAAAGUAAAUACUGAUCAUUUUAUAGAAUGGAAGAAACACUACAUUGAUGUAUUGAAAGUUGAAGUAUAUGGGUAAGAAUAAAACCUAAAAUCAUGUAUAAAUGAAGGAUAUAUGAUUAUAGUUAAAGUGUCCUAAGGAUAGUUAGUGCUGGCCAUAGAUUUACAUGUAAAUUAAUAGUUGUUCACUUCAGAGAAGUGUUGAAAAGCUGAAUCUUAUUUUAUCAGUAUACUAAUUCUGUUAGCAGACUUAAAUAAUAAAGUUUUACACCAUUUAUCAACACAAAAUACCAUUAUGUGUGUUCUGUUUUCCUAAUUUUUGUAAUUAUACAUUAAUUUACUAUUGAAUGGUAAAACAUGGCUUGAUUUUAAACCUUUGUCUUGCUGCAAUAGUUAAGCAGGUACAUUUUAUCUAAUUUUAAAUGUUAAGUACAAAAUUGUUAAUUCUGUCUACAACUGCAGAAAAAAGGUGUUUAUAUUGGUCAGUAUUUAAUCUUGAAUGUAAAAAUGUUAUGUUAUAUUUCAAAUUUAAUUGUUGUUUAAAAGUUGAAUAUUCAGAUGUUUUCAUUACCUGUUCUCUUGUUUCAUUAUCUUACCUUGACCACAAGUUCUAGGAUGACCUAUAUUAAUAUGUAAAGGGGGAUUACUAUGACAACCAGUGCCAUCAGUCUUCACCAGUAUUGUUUAGGUAUUCCAUACUUGAGAUUUCAUUUGUGGCACCAAUGUUACAUUUGAACUGCAUUUUGCUCAUCUUUUUCUAGUUGGAUCAUUUUAUGGUGCUACAGGAAUAAACAAUGGAAAAUAUUUGUAUUCAUCCUCUCAUUAACCAAUUUUGAUUAAUCAUCCCAACAUUCUGGUUGUAGUUUUGGGAGGUUGUAAAUUAAUUUUGUUUGUCCGUUUAAGGUAUUGGACCCUCAGAGCUAAAAAAAUAUACUUAUAUAAUAGAUUGGACUGAUCAUAAAGGGCUAAAAUAGAGGUUUAAAAAACUUCAUUUUGAAAACCAAUGUAACACUAAAUCUGGUGAAUGAUGUUAGGCCAUCAUAGCUCUCUUGUGGUUUUUUUUUCAAAACGUUUAUCUAGUGAUGAUGAAAAAAAAAUGUAAAAAAAGUUUUGACAUAGAGUUACUAUAGUUACUGGUUGUGUUUUUUCUAAUAUUUAUGUUCGUUUGAUACUUUUUAUAAUAAUCAUGUUGUGUUUGAAAGUUUUUAAAGUUUUUCUGUGUUAAGAAUUUGUUACGAUACAAUUUUGAAGAUAUAAAAAAUGGCAGUUAAAAGAUUCCCUUGUAAUUUUAUUAUCUAGGUUCAGAUAUCAUAGCUUUAAUAGUUAAGAUUACAAAGUUUGUCACUUUACUUGUACAUCAGACUUUUAUAUUUCUUUGACAUAUACAUCUUACAUUAAUUUGAAAUUGAAUGUUUUCAUUAAUAAAGUGAUAGAAAUACAAAGCAUAGGAGUAAUAAAGUAUGUGAAGUUAUUUUUCUAUGAUUGUAAUCACAAGAUGACAAUUGGCUGUUAAUGUCACGAUUAGUCAUUAAAACAUGAACAUAUAACAACAUUAAAAUCAUGAUGAGAAUGUAUGAGAAGCACAGCUUUAUAGAUAUCUCACCAUUUUGUAUGAUUAAAUCCUCUCAUAGAGUAUGUGAACAUUUGUGGGAAUUGUUUUUCUCUUCUUUUUUUUUCAAAUAAAAUUUUAAAAAUUG